CAUCUUCAUACCAAACAGCUGAUUUUUAGUUGCAAGAGAAAUUGGGUAAACAGGUAAACAGAACAUAUACGGCACAGAAGCGCAGAUAUUUUGAAUACAAGUUUGUAAGAGCCAUGCCCAUUUCCGAAGUCUACAAGAAAGGUCUCAGAGACUUCUUGCUGAAUGAGAAAAACACGAUUGUAUUGAUGCAGUUGGCCAAGAGUACGACAAAAAAUGUGUGUAAAAUCAAAGAUCCUGAGGAAGCCUUGGACUACCUAAUAGCACAUGUGGAGGACAUACACAUUUUAUUGUCCAAACGUCUCAUCACGCGCGAACUUCUGUUUAUGUAUGUGCACAGACGCUUACCGGGAAUAGCCACAAACUUCACCAAGGCGGAUUUGGUAUCGAAAGUGAUCAAAUAUUGGGAGCAGCAGCAAACCGUAGAACCCAUUAAUACGCCCAAAAACGAAGAGGAGUAUCCCAUUCACACAAUGGCUCGGAAAUUCGGCGAAUGGUUUUUUGAACGCUUUAAUUCUGACUGUCUCAGCCUUGUAGAUUUGUGGGACGAUGCGGCCUUGCACUUAACAAUUUUGGCCAGCGAUGGGGUUAGUGUGCACGAGUGUGAGACGGCUCCAGAGGUACUUUCAGUACUUAUAAGCACAAGAAACCAAUUUGGCUUCGUCUUUAAUCCAAACCUAACCCACUGUGGAAUACAAGGGCGCAUGGAUUCCUAUGGUCAGGUCUUGGUACUCUCCUGUGGCACUCUUCACACAACCGAGUCCUGUGUUGGGGUUUUUGAAUGCGUCUUUGCACUGUUACGUGACCCCUAUUCGGAAAACAAUUGGAAGCCCAAGAGAUUGAAAUGUUUGCUAAAGAGUGAGGUUGAGCCCCGCAUCCUCCAUAGCCUGAGAGAGUGCGAAACUCUGCAGACAGCUCUGGCACUGCCAGUGCAUAACGAAGAGCUGGACUAGCGGUGGACUAUUAUUGAGCGGUUAAAUGCGA
Molecule: messenger RNA, 981 nt
Organism: Drosophila persimilis
Lineage: Eukaryota; Metazoa; Arthropoda; Insecta; Diptera; Drosophilidae
Exons: 2
Coding region: 114-950 (278 amino acids)
Source: RefSeq, a predicted model, not a curated record